AUGUCCUUGCUGAACUUUUGGGAGACGCAGCGUCCCGCGAAACGUCGGCGGACUUUUGAAAAAGAGGAUUCUAGUACAGACACAGAGAUUAAACCACCACCGAGUCCGAGUCCUUCAGUCACAGCCGGGGAAACCCCCGCUGUGGACGAUUUAAGGAUUAUUACCAACAGCCAAACAGAACUCGAGACUUCCCUUCCUGCGAUCAAGACCGACGAGGACGCAAUCGAGGAGUACGAGGCAUUGCAGAAUGACACUAAGAUGGGAUUAGAUGUGAGGCUACGAGAUGGUGCCUGGCAGAAAGGCAAAAGCUCCAUAUAUGUGGAUGCAUUCAACCUGGCAUUGGAAACUGUGCUGGAUGAGGAAUCACAUCUCUUUAACGAGGCUGAAAUGGAAAUCUUUACGCAGUGGCGGGGGCUUUCCUACGAAUCCCAGUAUCUGUAUGUUCGACUGUUCCUCCGAAAGACCUCUGCCUGGCAUCGAAUCAACCGGUUGAACUACUACUCUGAUAUCUCGGAUUUAUUCUCUGUUGCCGAAGACCUACAACGGGACCGGACCCUGCCUGAUUCAGAACUUGGAGAUACGUUCAAAUUUGCAGAGGGCAUAGAAGCGAUCACAACGCUGGAAGAGGCUUCAUCGCUUCUAUUGCUAGAGGAACUCAAGGUCUUUGCAAAGGAGGCCAAGGUCCAGGGCAAGAGCAAGAAAGAGCUGCUGGCGGCUCUUCGCGAAACAAGCCAGACCCAGACAGGACUCAAAGACACAAACAACAGAGAUAGCCAUUUCACUCAGAAGAUAUUGGACUACACGGGUGGAUGUAUCAGGAUCUCGCCAGUGCCUCGCACUCUCUUCGAACGAGUGCACCUGGUAUUCUAUCGUUCCACCGAGUGGACCGAAAAGUCCCUUACCACAAUUAUCCUGGCCAAAAUGACCAAAAGAAACUUCCCCGAAUAUAUCGUCUGCCGCUCGAAUUCCAUCUUCUCGUCUAGGGAGGCACUACUGGAAUUUGAAUCAGCAAUACAAAUCCAAUUCGCGAUCGACAACAUCCUUGAAUCCAACGGCCCAGUCACGACCGACUCCCUCCAACAGAUCAUUGACCUUGCCAACAAGUCCCAUCCCCGAUGGAAAGAGCUAGUCGAGCAAGAGCAAAAGAAAGAAGACAGCAUCUACGAAAGCGGCGAAGGCGCAUAUCUACGCCGGUUCUCGCCGGCAUGGGUGCUCACAAGAAUCAUCCACAAGAGUCUUCACCCGCUCGGCCGGUUCAAGGAACACAAACGCGAGCAUGAGGUGCUAGAGGAACUUCUCGCUCAGCGCCUCUUCCACGCUGCGCGGCGUGGUGCGUGGUAUCAGCGCAAGGCACUGCUAGAAGAACACUACAUGUGGGCGCUUACGUCCACAGAUGGGCGCAGCGAAGAAGCCCAACGCAAGCAUUGGAAGAGACUUGCGCUACGGACGUGUGAGACCGGGCUGGAAGACCCGCUGUGCCAUCUGAUCUUUCAUUAUGACCUGCAGAAGCGGAUCACGAAGCUGGAAAAGGCGCUGCGGGUGGUGAAGCGCGAGCAGCAUGAUUUCGGACAUGUGAUGCUAGGCAAGCCAGCCGAGCGGACUAUUGAGGGUAUCCGCAUUGAUACGGGUGAUUCUCCGCGAAAGGGGAAAGCGACUGUUUGGGUUGAUGAGAGGGAGGGCGGCGAGUGUAGGGUGGAGAGUAUGUGUCUGAGUUGGUACCGUGAUCAUGGAUGGAAGGGGUAUCACUCUGAGGGAGGGAUUGUGCGGACACUGUUCGGCUACCUCUUCUACGAUAUUCUGUUCACAUACGUACCCAACGUCUUCCAGACUGCGUUCCAGACUUGUCCGCUCGAUCUCCAUACUGAUGUCUUCUACCCGUCUCGUGCAUCGGAGAUCAAUCACCGGCUGGUUGAGAUCACGAAUGGGGAUGCAGAGCGGAUCGUCCGUGAGAUCCAUGCUCGUGAAGGGGAGGCGCAGCCUUGCGCUGUUGGUCUUGACUGGUCUUUCGAUCUAGAUGACUUAGUUGAGAUUGUGCAGUGUUUCCGGGGAGAGGCACUUGCUACUAUCUGUAAGGUUAUGGCGCAGGAGUACCAGCAACGUGGUGGAGGAAUCCCAGACUUGUUCCUCUGGAAUCAUGAGACGAGGACGGUGAUGUUCGCUGAGGUGAAGUCGGAGAAUGAUCGGCUGAGUGAUACCCAGCGCCUUUGGAUCCAUAUUUUAUUGGGGGCUGGUGUUAAAGUUGAGCUUUGCAAUGCCGUGGCGAGGGAGGUUAGAGCUGAGUGUGAUGUGUGA
This is a messenger RNA of Penicillium expansum, 2292 nucleotides long. RefSeq names its product fanconi-associated nuclease 1. Gene Ontology annotation, biological process: interstrand cross-link repair. The transcript is spliced from 3 exons. Gene Ontology annotation, cellular component: nucleus. NCBI's taxonomy places the organism in Eukaryota, Fungi, Ascomycota, Eurotiomycetes, Eurotiales, Aspergillaceae. Bases 1 to 2292 code for a protein of 763 amino acids. Gene Ontology annotation, molecular function: 5'-3' exonuclease activity; 5'-flap endonuclease activity; flap-structured DNA binding. The record is from RefSeq and is a predicted model, not a curated record.